Molecule: messenger RNA, 4348 nt
Organism: Spinacia oleracea (spinach)
Lineage: Eukaryota; Viridiplantae; Streptophyta; Magnoliopsida; Caryophyllales; Amaranthaceae
Exons: 10
Coding region: 602-4081 (1159 amino acids)
Biological process (GO): signal transduction; protein phosphorylation
Cellular component (GO): cytoplasm
Molecular function (GO): protein kinase activity; protein binding; ATP binding
Source: RefSeq, a predicted model, not a curated record
UCUUUCAUCUGAAAUAGAGUUUUCUGAGAAAGGCCUCCUACCUUCCUCUUUCAUCUCUGACUGCCAUUUCACUCUAUCGCCUCCUUUUCGUCUCUAUCUUCCUUCACACUUCCCACUACUAUUCUCUCUCCUCUUUUCUUCUUCUUCUCACUUUCGAUCCGCCAUUUUCUCCACAACCAUCAAACCCUAAUCAAAACCCUCAAUUACAUUUUUAUUACGGCAAGAAUGGACAAUUCUCCGCCGGAUCCAGACCGAAUCGCAUAGUCCUUCCUCUUUAAACCCUCCAAAAAAAGCAGUAUCUUGUAGGUGUGUUACCACCUUUAAUCGGCGGCGCCUCUGCCAACCACCUCUCCAUUUCUGCUGCUGCUGUUCUAGGGUUGAUUGGUAGAGUUUCAAGUUAUAGUAGCUUAAAGCACUCCAUACUUGUGUUUGUUAAAGAUCUGGGGCUUUGAAUGUCAUGUUGGCAGGCUUGUAGCCUUUUUUCUUGAGAUUGAAUAUGGUGCAUUUUCAAGCUACUAUUUCUUUGCUGCAAUCCUCAUGGUAUUUGGCGAUGAGGUUGAAUUUACAUUAAGUGAAAUUUCCUGAUACUUGAACACUUACCAUGGAACCUCCAAAUGAAUAUACGCAAUUUUACCACAAUUAUGUAGCAACUGGUAAUGAGGAAGUUCAUCCUGUCUCUGAGAGGUUUAUGCAAGAUGCUACAAACUGCAUAAACAUGAACAUGAGACCUCCAGAGAGUAGUGCAGCGGAAGUCAAGCCAGUUCAUAAUUUUUCCAUACAGACAGGAGAGGAGUUCGCUCUUGAGUUUAUGCGCGAUCGUGUUCUUCCACGCAAACCUGAAGUCUCAAAGGCAGUUAACGAUCCACAUCGUGCAACAAGCUAUAUGGAUCUAAAAGGUAUUUUAGGUAUCAGUCAUACUGGGUCUGAAAGUGGAUCAGAUGUUUCUAUGCUUGCAUUAUCAGAAAAAGUCCCCAAAGAGUUUGACAGAAAGAACCCAUCACUGUAUGAGGGAAAAUCUACCCAUGGAUCAAUGCAAACAAUACGCCGAAAUUCCUCAGCAUAUGGAAGUAGUCGAGGUUUGCAUGGCUAUGCUUCAUCUGGAACAUCAGAUGGUUCAUCAAUGAAAAUAAAGGUUCUCUGCAGCUUUGGCGGUAAGGUCUUACCUCGUCCAAGUGAUGGAAAGCUUCGAUAUGUUGGGGGUGAGACACGCAUCAUACGCAUAAACAAAGAUAUAUCUUGGCAGGAGCUCAAGCAGAAAACAUGCGCGAUGUUAGAUGGUCCUCAUACCAUUAAGUAUCAGCUUCCAGGGGAAGAUCUUGAUGCUCUGGUGUCAGUCUCUAGUGAAGAAGACCUGCAGAAUAUGAUGGAAGAGUGUAAUAUUUUGGGAAAUGGAGAAGCGGCAAAAAAACUCCGGUUAUUUCUGUUUACCUCAAAUGAUUUGGAGGAAGCUCAUUAUAGUAUGAGUGGUGGGGGUGUUGAUUCUGAGUUUCAGUAUGUUGUUGCUGUGAAUUGCAUGGAGAUGGGAAGUAGAAAACACUCAGGCAUGCAUGAUAUAGCAAACUCUUCAGCAAAUGAUUUAGAUGCAUUAAUGGGCCAGAAUGCUGACAGGGGUCUUAACAGUGUAGCAGGCGUAGUUGGAGUAAGCAGUUCGUCUCAUGGUGGAGGUGCUGUUCCAUCAACAGGAAUACUACCUUCCCAGCCAAUACUACCUGGAUCUGCCAACAGUUAUCCACCUCAUCCUCAUCAGUUUCAAGGACAGACGACUCACGUUGAAGAUUCAAAGGGGUAUCCGCUGCAUGGUGGCCACGGCGUUCAUCUCUCUGCACACUUGCCUCAGGAGGAAAGUAAUUCUGUUAUAUUACAACAUGGACUGUCAACAAAUCUUCAGAAAACAACGGAAGCUCAGGGUGACAAAAAGGGUAAUCUUCCUGCUGAAGAAGCAUCUGGAUCCACGUUCAACAAUGGUUUAGUGAAAGAAUUCUCAGAUCUACCUCCAAAAGGUGAAAAAAGGCACAAGGAACCUAUCCUGACCGCUCAAUCUGGUACUGUGCAUUUACCACGGGUUUCUGAGCCGACCAAUCCUGAAACUUCCCAACCGUUUGACUUUGCAUACACUUCCGAACAUGCCCACUCAGAACCUAAUUCAUUGAAUAUGAACCACAGUGAAAUUUCUGCAGCCUCGAGGCCUUAUCUCUCAGUGAACAUACCUAGGGAACAGGGAGAUAUUCUGAGUCGGCUAACUAAGUCUGAUGACUCACUCAAUGCUCAAUUCCUCAUGUCACAUUCAAAUAUUUCAGUUGGUCAGGAGGAUCUGGUCACAGAGUCAUCUGGAAAAUUGCAGAACAUGAAUGUGAUAGCAGAGUCUGUCAUCCAUACUGGCUCUAAAAUGGUUGACAGUGAAGGGGCUAAGUUUUCAGCAGAUAAGGACAGUGUGUCAAGUGCACUUGAAGUUAAUCCAUUUGUUGAACGUAACUCUGAAGCACCCCUUCCAGACAAUAACCAUAAGGGGAACCUUGUUGAUAGAGGUGAAGUCGAGCACGCACGCAGUGAUGUUAGUAAACCAUCUAAUAGCGAGCGGCAUGAUCGUGCUUCUGCUCACCCUGAGUACAAAUGGGCCGAUGAAGCUGGACAAAAUUCCACCAGUAAUGCUGCUGAGAGCAUCCUUAUAGAUAUCAAUGACCGAUUUCCUCGUGAUCUGCUAUCAGAUAUAUUCUCGAAAGCUAUUCUGUCUGAGGAAUCAUCUAGCAUUAACCAGUUGCCGCAUGAUGGGGCUGGCUUGAGCAUGAAUCUUGAGAACCAUGAACCAAAGCACUGGUCUUUCUUUCAAAAUCUGGCCAAGGAUGAUUUUCGGAAAGAUGUUUCUUUGAUGGAUCAGGAUCAUCCCAUUUAUUCAUCCGGACUUGCCAAAGUUGAUGGAGAAGGUCCUGGAGUUUACCAGUUCACACCUGUAUCAACAGAUGGGAUUCCCUCGAGUCAUGUUGAUUCUCGCAUGUUUAGUGAAUAUGGUCACAUAGAGUUGCCUGAUGCUGUUUUAGCUGAUCAGGAAGUCUCUACGUCAGAUUAUAACCCCUCUUUGGCAAAAUGUAGUGAAGCUGUCCAAUAUGAUGGUGUUGGGGCUCCAUACUCGGAUUAUGAGGAAGCAAAAGAGGAGACCAAGUAUGUUGGUCUUCCUCCUCUAGGUCCUCUUGUGGACUUUGACAUUAGUACCUUGCAGAUCAUAAAAAACGAUGAUCUUGAAGAGCUUAGAGAACUGGGUUCUGGAACUUUUGGCACUGUAUAUCAUGGAAAAUGGAGGGGAACAGACGUUGCUAUUAAGCGAAUAAAGAAAAGUUGUUUCACUGGUCGAUCAUCAGAGCAAGAAAGAUUGACUGCAGAGUUCUGGCAUGAAGCUGAAAUCCUCUCAAAGCUUCACCAUCCAAACGUGGUGGCAUUUUAUGGUGUUGUGCAAGAUGGACCUGGAGGAACAUUAGCCACGGUUACAGAGUUUAUGGUUGAUGGUUCUUUGCGGCAUGUUCUUCUUAGGAAGGACAGGCAUCUGGACCGCCGCAAACGACUUAUAAUUGCAAUGGAUGCUGCAUUUGGAAUGGAAUAUUUACAUUCGAAAAAUAUUGUGCAUUUUGAUUUGAAGUGUGACAAUUUGCUUGUGAAUUUGAAAGACCCUUCACGGCCCAUUUGCAAGGUUGGUGAUUUCGGUUUAUCAAAAAUCAAGCGAAAUACAUUAGUUUCUGGAGGAGUAAGAGGAACUCUCCCAUGGAUGGCCCCUGAACUUCUGAAUGGAAGUAGCAGCAAGGUCUCUGAGAAGGUCGAUGUGUUUUCUUUUGGUAUUGUACUAUGGGAAAUCCUCACCGGUGAAGAACCCUAUGCCAACAUGCAUUAUGGUGCCAUUAUAGGUGGAAUUGUGAAUAACACGCUGAGGCCCCUUAUUCCCAAUUACUGUGAUGCCGAAUGGAGAUUGCUAAUGGAACAGUGCUGGGCUCCAAAUCCUGCUGCUCGACCUUCAUUUACAGAAAUCGCUGGCAGAUUACGUGCGAUGGCUGCUGCAUGCCCAUCUAAAGCUCAGGGUCCAAAAGCAUCUCACUAAAAUUGUCCCCCAUAAGCAUCAUCUAUUUAGUAUACUUAUUUUCAUAGUUAACGAUCAGCUUCCCUCAAUGUAUUUUCCGAAGCAGGAGCUGUAUAUUCGUUGAAACACAUACUGUCAAAGUGUCAAUCUUGUUCUAAACUCUUGAUUGACUUUGAAGAUUCGCAGAACCUCAAAUCAUUUAUUUUGUACAGGAGUGUUUGUGGUCAAAUUUGACAACAUUAGCAUGUAAUGCUUUCAGGGGCACUUAUUGAGUCAUUUUGAAAUCAA